Exophiala spinifera is the source of this 1173-nucleotide messenger RNA. RefSeq lists its product as uncharacterized. Gene Ontology annotation, molecular function: NADPH dehydrogenase activity; FMN binding. The transcript has a single exon. The coding region runs from base 1 to 1173 and encodes 390 amino acids. NCBI's taxonomy places the organism in Eukaryota, Fungi, Ascomycota, Eurotiomycetes, Chaetothyriales, Herpotrichiellaceae. The record is from RefSeq and is a predicted model, not a curated record.
AUGCAAGGGCCCUAUCUUGAUUUACCUCACAAGUCAAGCGAAACCGAUCGUAAGACGGCUGAAUCACGUCUGUUCGAACCGAUGAGGAUCGGGAACAUCGAAAUCAAACAUCGGAUUGUGAUGCCUGCCUUGAGUCGAAUGCGAGCCACCGUCGAUCACGUUCCUACAGAUCUGAUGCUCGAAUACUACGCCCAAAGAGCAGUCGUGCCGGGGACGCUCAUCAUCACCGAAGCCAACAUCUUAUCCGCUGAGCAUAGUGGGUACACCAACGCCACUGGAAUCUGGAGGCCCGAUCAAAUCGCCGCCUGGAGGAAGAUCACACACGAGAUCCACAACAAAGGGAGCUUCAUGUUUCUUCAAGUCAUGGCCAUGGGCCGCAUGGCAGAUCCAAACGAAGCUAAAAGAGAGGGAUUCACCAUCGUCGGAGCGAGCUCCAUUCCAUUCGUGGACGGUGCAACCGUUCCCAAAGUCAUGAGCGUCCAAGACAUCAAGCGCACUGUCCAACAAUUUGGCCAGGCGGCAAAAAACGCCCUCGAAGCAGGAUUCGACGGCAUCGAGCUCCUCGCCGGAAACGGGAUGCUUGUCGAGCAGUUCCUCCAAGAUAUGACCAACCAGCGUGACGACGACUAUGGUGGCAGCGUCGAAAAAAGAUCCCGAUUCGCCAUCGAAGUCCUCCACGCCAUGGUGGACGCCGUCGGUGACCCUCGACGUGUCUCAGUGCGUCUCAGCCCCUGGAGCAAAUUCCUCGGCAUGGGAAUGCAGGACCUGGUCCCGCAGUACUCAGACCUCAUCAGAAAGGCCGACGCAAUGCACCUCGCCUACCUGCAUGUGACCGAGUCUCGUGUCAAGGGCACCGAGGAUGUCGCCAGCUCAGAGAAGCUCGACUUUGCCUAUCAGCUAUUCAAUGGUCCUGUCAUUGUCGGAGGUGGAUACAAUGGAGACUUAGCACGCAAUCUGGUAGACCAAGAAUAUCGUGAUCGAAAUUUCGCCGUUAGCUUCGGACGCCAUUUCAUUGCAAACCCGGACUUGGUGUCCAGGAUCAAGAGAAAUCUGCCCAUGAAUCCGUAUCGCCGGGAUUACUUUUACACGCUCCAAGAGCCGAAAGGAUAUACUGAUUAUCCAUAUGCAGACGAGCUGGUGAUGCUAACUAACUCGGUCCCAGGAGAGGCGUGA